Molecule: messenger RNA, 783 nt
Organism: Fusarium musae
Lineage: Eukaryota; Fungi; Ascomycota; Sordariomycetes; Hypocreales; Nectriaceae
Exons: 3
Coding region: 1-783 (260 amino acids)
Source: RefSeq, a predicted model, not a curated record
AUGGCUCCUCUCACUCCCCAUUGGCACCAGCCCUCUCACCCCGACAUCCAAGAAGUCGUCAUCGUGAACCCCGAGGAAUUCACCACCAAGAGCAUCUCGCGCAUUUCUCUCCCCCCUUUUGCAGUUUUCGCAAAGUUCGACUUCCCUCCCUGCACGCCCGCCAGCGAACCGACCUACGCUACCGUUCAGACCGGCCGCGACACACAUCUCAACCUGAACAUUGACCUACUUGAAGGAGAAGCCCCAGAUGUUGAACGCCCCCGUCCUCCAGAAAGGGUCGAUGUGAUUAACGCAAGGGUACAGCUCUUUGAUGUAGGAAACUUGAACAUUCUCGUGGGACCCAAGGGUCUCAAGGUUGGCGAUGAGCUCACAUUCUUCUAUCCCUCCACCGAAUGGCAUAUGGCCCAGCCCUUUGACUGCCUCUGCGGCACUCCCUCUUGCCGCGGCCGAAUCUCUGGUGCUCGCGACAUGACCCAAGCCCAGCUCGACGGUAUCUGGCUCAACGGACACAUCAUCCAGCUCCGUGCCGAGCAGCUCGCCCGCUCCGAGGAUCCCACUGCAACCGCCCUCCGCGACGCCGUUGUCCACGCUGAGAAGGUCCUUGAGUCCGCUCGUCUUGCUCUUCGUUCUUACACGAGCAACGCGCACGCUCAGAACGGAAAUGGCACUUAUCCUUCCAAGUACGCCAACGGAACUCUUGGAAAGGCUGCUGCGCUGGAGCAUCGCGGCCCGACCUCUCGUGAGUUGAGCGGUGAGAUGGGUGGUGAUACUGUCCGCGUUUAG